CCCACCAGGCGAGACGCCCUUAUCCAUCCUCUCCUUCUCUUCUCGUCUUAUCCAUCCAUCUCCUCACACUCUUCCUCAUCGCCUGCUCAGAUCUAACCUGCGGCACCACCGACGCCAAGCUCAACAUGGAAGCCACGAAGGCUGCUGCCGAUUGACUCUUCCACACGAUCCACGUUUUCUCUGCCGACCUGACAAGCGCCCCUUCUCCCACCGGUCAACAUCGUCUUUCUCGGCAGGGUCAAAUCCUUCUUGCCAUGGAUGACAACUUAUUCGUGCCUCUGCUCCCAAAGCUUGCAGCAACACUGGUCACCAUCAGCAGGAAGCACAUGCUGCAGUUAUCCGUAAAUGCCCUUAGAGUUACAGCAAGCCAAUCAGUACACUAUGACGAAGAUGAUGGCAGUUUCUUUGCCACUGUUGAAAUACAUGUUCCAGCACAUGAAAACAUUCCUCAGUUUAAAACAACCAUAUUUGCUGGACACAACUGCCAAACAACAAACGCCGCUCAUGAAUCAGUGAGUACUGCUGCUCUGCAUUACAUGCAGCAAGCAGGCAUUCUAAUUAUCGAUGACCUGAAUUUCCCUGAGCUUCAAAAGUGCAAAAAAGAGGUGGUCAGAGCCAAGUCAUGGUCAGACAUAUUUGGGCAUGAAACAGUCAAGCUAAAGAGAAAAAUAGGUUCCUUAGAGAGGGAAUUAGCAUCUCUUAAAGAGAACAGUGUUGUUCAUAAGCCAAUCCAGCAACCCCAGGCAACAGAAGAGCCAGACCAACAGCCCUCAGCUGCAUUGCAAAUGUCAACACCGCCUACUGAACAACAGUUUAUACAGCCUAUUCCAGUUGCAGACAUGGUGUCAAUACCACCAUAUGAACAUCAUUGCACUGAACUUUUCACUGUUGCCAAUAAGGUCAGUUAUUUCCCCUUUUCAGCUAAUCUAUAUGCAUGCUGCAAGUGCGCUUUCAAUACCUGUGUAAUAACAUGUCCUGACCAUGUGCAGCCCAAAGAGAACAACAAAGGCGAUGGCCCCUUCCUGUCAGCUACAACAUCAGCUCAUAAAUUACCUUCUUCUAGUGCCAGAACUCUAACAAGAAAGCAUGGCGUUGGUGCAAGAAGGACUUUGUUUGCCACCAAGGAAAAAGCCACCAAUGCUUAGAUGCCAAGGGAUCAAUUAGCAACAACACAAGUUCUAUUAGCUCGUGUAGUAUAUGUUGGAACUCUUGGUUGUACGCUUUUGAGUAGCCUAUAUGAGCUAACAAACAAAACACCUCUUCUAUAUCAAUGUAUUAUACUUUCAUGAUUUCAUCUACUAAAAAUGCUUCUACAAUCU
This is a messenger RNA of Triticum aestivum (bread wheat), 1319 nucleotides long. RefSeq lists its product as uncharacterized. The transcript is spliced from 7 exons. Bases 255 to 1145 code for a protein of 296 amino acids. The record is from RefSeq and is a predicted model, not a curated record. Lineage: Eukaryota; Viridiplantae; Streptophyta; Magnoliopsida; Poales; Poaceae.